AUGAUGUCUUACUCGCACUCGUCUCCGCUCCGCCCCUCCGCGCCGCACGCGCUCGACGCGCACCAGCGAAAGUCCCCCAACCCCCGCCUCCCGCCGGCGCCGUCCAUCCGCCCUUCCGCGCCCCUGCGCCUGCGCCUGGCCCGGCCGGGCCUGCGCCGCACUCCCCGCUCUCCGUGUGCGUCCCUCUCUCCGCCCCUCCCGUCUCCCACCCGCAAUCACACCCUCCAGUCACACCCGCCACAGUCACACGCACCUCUAUCGCGCCCCACUCACUCCCCGCCCAGGUACAGACCUCCCCCGCAAGGCCCCCCUGCCACUGCCAAGCCCGCAGGCGGGGCAACCGGGGGAGCAGCAGGGGGGGCAGGAGGGAGGCUGCCAGGCGGGGUGAUAGGAGUGGGGGUGAGUGCAGCAGCGGGAGGGGCGUUAAUGGUCGUGGCGGGCCAUAGUGGACUGGACAAGAUGGUGGAGGGUUACAAGCUGGCGGGCUGGCUCAUACUGACUCUCCGCUCUGUGUUUUCCAUGCUGCAACAACCAGCGGCAGGAAUCAUGGAGGGCAUAGUGGACAAGGUGGUGGAGGGAUACAAGCUGGCAGGGCACGGCUCCUACAGCCUCGGCUCGACUCUUCCCUUGCUGCAUUGCAUGUGCCAUUUGGUAACUAUGCUUACACCAGUGGCAGGACUCAUGGAGGGCAUAGUGGACAAGGUGGUGGAGGGAUACAAGCUGGCAGGGCUGGUGCAGCAGCUGGCAUUACACGGUUACCAAGUGCUGGCGCUGCGCAUGCUCCGUGCUGCCCUUUGCGCUGCGCUGGCUGGCAGCAUGAGUCUCCUCCCCAUUCUCUCCCUGCUCCCAUCCCUCCCCGCAUUGCCUCCCCACGUUUCCAUUCCAGGCUCCAUGCUGCCCUUUGCGCUGCGCUGGCUGGCAGCAGAGCUGCCUCACCCCAUGGGCAACCCGGCCCUCACAUUGGAGCGAUUAUGCACCCUGCAGGCGUACUGCACAGCUAAGCAACCCGACCGCAUGGGCAAUCCAGCUCUCACACUGGAGCGACUAUGCGCUCUGCAGGCAUACUGCACAGCACAGCUAAGGCGGCAGGCAGUGCGGCACGCGCUGGUCUCCCACCACCUGGCCCAGCGCGACUACCCCACCGCGCUCCUCUGGCUGCAGCGGCUCCUGCGUUACGAGCCAAGCAACGCCGCCCUGAUCUCGCGGUACGGCCUCGUUCGGCUGCAGCUGGGGGACAUGGAGGGGGCGAGCGCCGCGUUUGGAUUGGUGGAGAAGAUGGUGGUGCAUCGCGAGGUGGAGAUGGAGAGUGAAGGGGGGAGUGGGGGAGGAGGAGGGGAGGAGGCGGGGGAGGGGGAGGGAGGAGGGGAAGCAACAGGAGAUGCGAGUAACACAGCAGGAGCAGGAGCAGGAGGGGCAGGAGCAGGAGCAACAGGAGCAGGAGGAGGGAGCGAUGGGGGUGUGGGGGCAGGGCGGGUGACAGCAGCAAAUGUGGGGGAGAUGAAGAGGCUGUUGCAGCUGAACAAGGCUCUCGUGCACUUUGCUCGCAAGGAGCAUGGGCAGGCGCUGCAGCUGUUCACUGCGGUGACUAAAGAGGAUCCCACCAACUCCGUUGCUGCGAAUAACAAGGCCCUCUGCCUGAUGUACGGCCGAGAUCUCGCGACGGCGGUGCAGGUGCUGGAGGACCAAUUGCAGGCAAGCCCGCUGACAGCUGUCGACGAGACAGUGGUGCUCAACCUGUGCUCCAUGUACGAGCUGGCGGCGUCUGACACGCUCAACGCCAAGAGCACGCUCAGCAACUGGCUAACCCGCCUCGCUCCUGACGACUUUGACUUUGCCUGCACUCGGCUGUAG
This is a messenger RNA of Closterium sp. Naga37s-1, 1851 nucleotides long. Lineage: Eukaryota; Viridiplantae; Streptophyta; Zygnematophyceae; Desmidiales; Closteriaceae. The record is from the annotation of a GenBank genome assembly.